AUGCAGUACACUUGUAACAGUUGUGGGUUGGCUUUUGCCUCCCCAGAUGACCAGAGAAUUCACAUGAAGUCCGACUGGCACAGAUACAACUUGAAGAGAAGGGUUGCGGACUUGCCCGCCAUUUCCGAGGAGAACUUCAAGACCAAGGUUGCUGUCAGAGGCAGAAAGGGUGGCAAGUUGGAGGCCGAUGUGCAGAAGACCGUUACCAAGAAAGAGCAGAGGCAGAGAGAGAAGGAAGCCUUGAUGGAGAAGAAGAGACAGUUGUUGGAAGCCGCCAGGGCCUCCAUGAUUGCUGCUGGUACCAACACCCAGGCGCAGUUUGACCAAAUCACUAGCGAGCUCGAGCUGAUUAAGAUCCAGGAGCCAGUUACGACCCCAGAGCCGGCCGAAGCUACCGAGGAGGCGCAGCCGGAGUUGAGCCAGGAAGAACAGUUAAUGCAAGCCAAGUUGAAGAACCAGGUCGAGAUCCCGGCCAACUGCUGUCUCUUCUGUCCAAACAAGUCCUUCCCUAACGCCGCUGUGGCUGAGGACCACAUGUUCAGAAAGCACGGUUUGUACAUUCCAGAAAGGGACUACCUUGUGGAUAAGGCCGGUUUGAUGCAGUACUUGUCCGAGAAGAUUGGCUUGGGUAACGUCUGUAUUGUGUGUAACUUCCAGGCGAGAACCUUGGAGGCAGUCAGAGCGCACAUGUUGGCGAAGUUCCAUUGUCGCAUUCCGUACGAGUCUGAGUCCGAGAAGCUCGAAAUCUCAGACUUUUACGAUUUCUCUUCCACAUACGGUGACGCCGCUGCUCCAGAGGGCGAUGCCACUACCCCGGAGGGCGAGUGGGAGGAUGUCGAAGAGGGCGAAGACGACAGUGACGAGGAGGCGCCUUUGCCUACCGAGGUGGCUAUCAACAACGGCCACGAGUUGCUUUUACCGAGUGGUGUUGUUGUGGGACACAGAUCGUUGAGCAGAUACUACAAACAGAGCUUGAGACCGGAGCAGGUAUUGUCCGAAGGCCAGGGUACCGUGAUCGCCGCGGAGUCCCGCCACAUGUUGUCGGUCAUGGACAAGAAGGAGUACGCCGAGAAGAAGAGAGAGUGGGGUUGGGAAAAACACACCGCCGACCAGUUCGACAGAAAGGCCAAGAAGUUCAUCAACAACCAACCGCACUACUUCGAUCAGUUGUUACAAUAG
Messenger RNA from Babjeviella inositovora NRRL Y-12698, 1179 nucleotides. It is a transcript of the gene REI1, whose product is annotated as Rei1p. The record is from RefSeq and is a predicted model, not a curated record. NCBI's taxonomy places the organism in Eukaryota, Fungi, Ascomycota, Pichiomycetes, Serinales. Gene Ontology annotation, biological process: ribosomal large subunit biogenesis. Gene Ontology annotation, cellular component: preribosome, large subunit precursor. The coding region runs from base 1 to 1179 and encodes 392 amino acids. The transcript is spliced from 2 exons.